Molecule: messenger RNA, 471 nt
Organism: Oppiella nova
Lineage: Eukaryota; Metazoa; Arthropoda; Arachnida; Sarcoptiformes; Oppiidae
Source: the annotation of a GenBank genome assembly
AACGACCAAAACAAUGGUCACGAAGAGAAUGACAGCAAUGAAUACGAAGAGCAGAACGACAUUAAUAUGAAUGACAACCAAAACAGCGAUACGACUGAAGAGAACGGCAAUAAUGACAACAAAGCCGACGAAAGUAACGCCAAUAACAGUAACGCCGACGACGACAAUGAAGAGCCGGAACAGUUCCGCAAACUAUUCAUCGGUGGCCUCGACUACAAGACCACUGAAGACACGCUUCGCUCGCAUUUCGAUCAGUGGGGAGAAAUCGUGGACUGCGUUGUCAUGAGAGACCCGCAGAGCAAGAGAUCGCGAGGUUUUGGGUUCAUUACGUACAGCAAGGCAUCGAUGGUGGACGCGGCGCAGGCCUCGCGACCCCAUAAGGUGGACGGACGGGAAGUGGAGCCCAAGCGAGCGGUUCCCCGAGAGGUUAGUGGCGCUCAUGAAUGCUGUUCGCCAUUGAGUGACAUGUGA